This is a messenger RNA of Xyrauchen texanus (razorback sucker), 2764 nucleotides long. RefSeq names its product nuclear receptor subfamily 4 group A member 2-like. Gene Ontology annotation, biological process: cellular response to corticotropin-releasing hormone stimulus; dopaminergic neuron differentiation; regulation of transcription by RNA polymerase II. The record is from RefSeq and is a predicted model, not a curated record. Gene Ontology annotation, cellular component: nucleus; transcription regulator complex. Lineage: Eukaryota; Metazoa; Chordata; Actinopteri; Cypriniformes; Catostomidae. The coding region runs from base 215 to 1972 and encodes 585 amino acids. Gene Ontology annotation, molecular function: RNA polymerase II cis-regulatory region sequence-specific DNA binding; nuclear glucocorticoid receptor binding; zinc ion binding. The transcript has 8 exons.
GCCGAGGGGGUGAGAUGCGCACAAAAUAGUCUUUGGCAUCACAUUCGUCUAUAAACGGAACUUCUAUUAAAAGGAACAGCUACAUGGAUACAUCAUUUGCAACUCUUCUAAUAGCACUUUGAGGAAAGCAACGUAGAUACACGCUCUGACAUCAACCCUCACGAGUCUUCAGAUAUUGUUCCACGAGAGAUAAAAGUUGCAGGUGUGCGCAGCCAUGCCCUGCGUCCAGGCUCAGUAUGGGACAUCACCACCAGGAGCCAGCCCUGCAGCUCAGAGUUACAGCUACAACACCACGGGAGAGUACAACUGCGACUUCCUAACGCCGGAGUUUGUCAAGUUUAGCAUGGACCUGACUAACGCAGAAAUAGCUGUUACUUCUUCGCUCCCCAGUUUCAAUACAUUUGUGGACACCUACAGUUCCAGCUACGACGUGAAACCUCCCUGCCUCUACCAAAUGUCCCACACUGGAGAUCAGCUGUCCAUCAAAGUGGAGGAGAUUCCCACGCACAGCUACCAGCAGCACCAUCAGGCGCACCAAGCCGAGGAGGGCAUACCCAUUAGCGGACCUUUAUACUAUAAACCGUCUUCCUCAAACAUCACCCCAUCACCCAGUUUCCCUGCUCCUUCCCACCACACGUGGGACGAAAGCGGGUCCCUUCACAGUUUUCAUCAGAACUAUUUGGCGACUUCACAUAUGAUAGACCAACAACGUAAAAACGCGAUGUCUCGGUUGUUCUCUUUCAAGCAGUCUCCCGUUGACACGCCGAUGUCGAGCUGUCAGAUGCGCUUCGAUGGAUCUGUCCACGUAUCCAUGGGCCAGGACACCCAGGGAGCUCACCGUACGCUGGAGAGUUUUGCCGUACCGAGGAAACAGCACGGUGUGGGUUUAUCCCACUCGCUCAACGUCGGCCACGGGCACCCAUUACUGGAAAGCCCGGUAGCCUCCCCUCCGGCUAGAGGAUCUCCAUCCAGUGAGGGUUUGUGCGCAGUGUGCGGGGACAACGCAGCCUGUCAGCACUACGGAGUGCGCACUUGUGAGGGAUGCAAAGGAUUCUUCAAGCGUACUGUGCAGAAAAAUGCCAAAUAUGUUUGUCUGGCAAACAAAAACUGUCCUGUGGAUAAACGACGACGAAAUCGAUGCCAGUAUUGCCGGUUUCAAAAGUGCCUGGUUGUGGGGAUGGUAAAAGAAGUCGUGAGAACAGCCAGUUUAAAAGGUCGGAGGGGUCGCCUCCCCUCGAAACCAAAAAGCCCGCAGGACAUCCCGGUCUCUUUGACACCCAUCAAUCUUCUGAACGCCCUUGUGAGAGCGCACAUAGACUCCAACCCUUCAAUGUCCCGACUGGACUACUCUAAAUUUCAUGCAAGCCCAGAUUAUCACAGUGGAGGUGAUGAAUCUCUGUACAUUCAGCAGUUCUACGAUUUGCUCACUGCUUCGAUGAGCAUCAUUCGUGGAUGGGCCGAGAAAAUCCCCGUUUUUACCGACCUGCCCAAAUGCGACCAGGAACUCCUUUUCGAGUCAGCCUUCCUUGAACUUUUUGUACUGCGGUUGGCUUACAGAUCCAACCUGGCCGAGGAUAAACUUGUUUUUUGCAAUGGAGUGGUUUUACACAAGUUGCAGUGCGUGCGAGGCUUUGGGGAGUGGAUCGACUCCAUCGUUGAGUUUUCUUCCAACCUCCAGAGCAUGAACAUAGACGUCUCUGCCUUCUCCUGCAUUGCUGCUCUCGCCAUAGUAACAGAGAGACAUGGACUAAAAGAGCCAAAGAAGACAGAGGAACUACAAAACAAGCUAGUAAACUGUUUAAAGGAUCAGGUGUCCUGCAGUGGUGAAUUGUCUAAACUGUUGGAGAAGCUGCCAGAGGUGCGCGCACUGUGCACGCAGGGACUGCAGCGCAUCUUUUACUUGAAAUUGGAGGAUUUGGUUCCCACGCCUGCAAUCAUUGACAAACUCUUUCACGACACGCUACCAUUCUGAACAACAUGCGGAACAGGUCCAUCGAAAUGAAUCAUAUCUCAAUAUGGCGGACUUGAAGAAAUGAAUGUUGGCGACAUUGGUGGAUGGCAGCUUAUUUUUCCAUGUUUGGAGCUCUGUGGUCCGGGGACAAAGGUGAACAGUCCUCUUCAAGACAACCGUGGAGGAAAUAAUAAAGAUUGUUCAAAAUAUUUAAAGCAUUACGGAUAAAAAUAAAAAGUGGGGAAAAAAGACUAUUCUUAUGCCUGUUAAAAGUUACACUAUUGAGAAAAAAGUGCGGUGUGGUGGAAGUAUAAUUGUGUUGUUAUGCGUCAUCGUUUAUGUUGAUACCUGCGAAAUAAUUUUAUAUACAACUUCAUAUAUGUGGAAUACAAUAUGUUAUUAUUUACGGGAGCAAAAUCAUUUCGACAAGGUACUUUAACCACUAUAGCUAAUGAGGUAAUUCUGUAUUACAUAUAGAGAUUGUGGGUGUAUAACAACACAGCUGCGCACAGGAAGAUCUUAAAUAUGUCUGCAACAUUUGUGGACAACAAACAUUCAUUUCAGAAUGGAUAAACAAUAUUUAGAGCAUUUUUUUGUGUAUAUGAUUUUAAGUAGAAAACUGUUAUUAAGAUAUGAGUCAACCUUUAUAGUUUAGAAAGUAUGCAUGGAAUUCGUUAUGAGCUGUUAACUUUCUCCAGCACUUUGUAUUAAUUUCAUAUUGAAAUAAUGUCCAUGAGGUUUUUUUUGAGGAUUUUUUUUUUUUUUUUUUUUUGCCUUCUAUGUUAAGCUUUUCUGAUCUAAUGCAUUGCUGAA